Trichophyton rubrum CBS 118892 is the source of this 2163-nucleotide messenger RNA. RefSeq lists its product as uncharacterized. The transcript has 2 exons. Gene Ontology annotation, molecular function: aldehyde dehydrogenase (NAD+) activity. Gene Ontology annotation, cellular component: cytoplasm. Gene Ontology annotation, biological process: aldehyde metabolic process. Bases 563 to 1762 code for a protein of 399 amino acids. The record is from RefSeq and is a predicted model, not a curated record. Lineage: Eukaryota; Fungi; Ascomycota; Eurotiomycetes; Onygenales; Arthrodermataceae.
GUUACAGGCGCGGCACACAGCCCAGAACGACUACAAGAUGGCAUCUACAGCUCUCCCAACUCUUCAAUAUACUCCUGUCGAGGAGAUCCCCUCGCGCGUGAAGAAUGUUCGGGCUACUUUUUUCGAACACAAGACUCGACCUAUUGAGUUCCGUAUCCAACAGCUGCGGAAGCUUUACUGGGCGUAAGUGCUAAACCUCUUGUAUCGGUGGCAGAAGUCUCUCAUCUCUGCCCAGUAUAUUCACCCAUAGUAAGCCCUAGCUGACGCUCUUAUUUGUAUUGAUUAGUAUCAAGGACCGGGAACAGCUGGUGACCGCGGCCCUUAAGCAGGACCUGAACAGACCGGAAUAUGAAGCUUAUGUCGGAGAGAUUGUGUCGACGCUCAACGAUAUCAUAUUCAUUACCAAAAACCUCCCCAAGUGGGCUAAAGACGAAAAAGCUGCUGAUAUCGACCUCACAUUUUCGCUGAUGAAGCCAACCAUUCGAAAGGACCCGUUGGGCUGUGUUCUGAUUAUUGGGUUGGUGCUACGCUCUCUUCCUAACCCAACACUACAUUUGCACAUAUGGCUAAUUAUCCGCAUAGAGCAUUCAAUUUCCCCUUCGUCCUUACUCUUGGUCCACUCCUUGGUGCCAUUGCUGCUGGCAACACGGUUGUGGUUAAGCCAAGUGAGGUUUCACCACACUGCGCUGCCGUGAUCCAGGAAAUCAUUGAAGCUGCUUUGGACCCCACUUGUGUAUCUGUCGUCCAGGGAAGUGUCCCAGAAACUAAAGCGCUGCUUGACGAAAGAUGGGAUAAGAUCUGCUUCACCGGCAGCGCCAGAGUUGGCCGCAUUGUUGCUCAAGCAGCUGCCCCAAAGCUUACGCCUGUCUUGCUUGAGCUAGGUGGGCGUAACCCUGCCUUUGUUACAAAGCGCGCGGACCUGAGACUUGUUGCCAGACGUCUACUAUGGGGAAAGACGUUCAAUGCCGGGCAAAUCUGUAUAUCACAAAACUACAUCCUUGUUGACAGGGAGGUUGUUGAUCAGCUUGUGGUCGAGUUUGAGAGGGCUAUCAAAGAAUACUAUCCAAACGGAGCCAAAGCAUCGCCUGACUACUCCCGUAUUAUCAAUGAGGGUGCUUUCCAGCGCAUCAAGCAGAUGGUCGACAACACCAAGGGGAAGAUCCUUCUUGGUGGAUCCAUGGAUGAGAAGGAGAAAUUCAUCGAACCAACCGUUGUCCUAGUUGACUCUACCGAGGACUCUCUCAUAACCGAGGAGAGCUUUGGGCCAAUUAUCACUCUUCUGCCCGUUUCGAACUUAGACGAGGCGAUUAGAAUUGCAAAUGACGUUGAUGGAACUCCAUUGGCCCUUUAUCCAUUUGGAUCCAAAGAGGAGACCGCAAAAGUCCUCUCUUCAGUUCGUUCAGGCGGUGCUUCUGUGAACGACUCAUACAUGCAUGUUUCUGUUGCAAACCUCCCGUUUGGCGGUGUUGGAGAGAGUGGAACCGGUUGCUACCAUGGCCGUAGCAGUUUCGAUGCCUUUACACACCAACGCUCCAUUACAUCAACUCCUGGCUGGGUCGAGCGUAUCCUCUCUAUCCGUUACCCGCCUUAUAUCGGUAAACUCGGUAAAUACAAAGCCGCCAGUCUCAAGUCUCCUAACUUCAACCGCGCUGGGGAACGAACUUAUGGAUUGCUCGAGUGGAUUACCUGGUUUAUUACCUUUGGAAAGGGGCCAAACAGGUCGGGCGCCGCAAGGGCCACUGCCGCAGCGUUGGGUAAGUAAAUCUUUUAUCAACAUAUUUUCCCGAAUAACUUCUUUCCUUUUCUCUGCUUGCUGUACUAUUAAGAUCCUUGUGUCAUCUGGUCUGGUCUCGAUCUCAUUUUAUCGCCUCUGCAGACACGAAAUCUUCGUGAUACCAUGUGUACGAGGCCAUGCUUGUUCUACAGCGCUUGAUACCCCUUUUAUAUACAUAUUUUAUGAUUCUCCUUGGGUUAUAUAUAUAAGCGAUAUUCUGUUGCAAUAUUUUCUACUCCCUUUAAGCCUAUUCCUAAUAUUUCAGUCUCGCAUCGAUGCUUAGUUAUGAUGGUUGAUAUGCUAACAAAUAUUAACAGUUGCAAUCGCUAUAUACCACUACACCAACCGUGGCCCAAAGCUCUAGACAUGCAUACUCUUCUUCUAAUACG